AUGCGUUUCUCCACUUUAGUUACUUCCGCAUCUUUAUUAGGUGCUGCCGUCGCCCUACCAGCUGUUCACCAACACAGAGAAAAGCGUGAUGCUGAAGCCGUCGUUGAAGCUGUCAACCAAGACAAUGUCGCCGCCGCCGCUGGUGCCGUCGUUACCACCACUACCACUGUUGGUGCUGCUGCCGCUGCCGCUGCUACCCCAGCUGCUGCCAAGGCUGCUUCCACUCAAGCUGCCAAGGCCGCCGCUUCUUCUUCUUCUUCCUCUUCCUCUUCUUCUGACAGCACCGAAAUGACUGCUGUCGGUGUCAAGGGUAUCACUUACUCUCCAUACAACGCUGAUGGUUCUUGUAAGUCUUCCAGCCAAGUCGCUUCCGAUUUGCAAACUUUGAAAGACUAUCCAGUCAUCAGAUUGUACGGUACCGAUUGUGACCAAGUCGCUAACGUUCUUCAAAACAAGGCCUCCUCUCAAAAGGUCUUUCUAGGUGUCUACUUCAUCGAUCAAAUUCAAUCCAGUAUCGAUACCAUGAGCGCCGCCAUCAAGCAAUACGGUUCUUGGGAUGAUGUCGUUUCCGUCUCCAUCGGUAACGAAUUAGUUAACAGUAACCAAGCUACUCCAGCUCAAGUUGGUCAAUACGUUGCCACCGGUAGAGCUGCCUUGACUGCUGCUGGUUACACUGGUAAGGUUGUCUCCGUCGACACUUUCAUCUCCGUCAUUAACAACCCUGAAUUAUGUCAAUACUCUGACUACAUGGCUGUUAACGCUCACGCUUACUUUGAUCAAUACACUGAAGCCGCUAACGCUGGUGACUGGGUCUUGCAACAAAUUCAAAGAGUUUGGACUGCUUGUGAUGGUAAGAAGGAUGUCGUUAUUACUGAAUCCGGUUGGCCAUCAAAGGGUGAAACCUACGGUGUCGCCGUCCCAUCUAAGGCUAAUCAACAAGCUGCAAUUGCUUCCAUUAAGAAGGCUUGUGGUUCUGAUACUUAUUUGUUCACCGCUUUCAACGAUUACUGGAAGGCUGAUGGUGCUUACGGUGUUGAAAAAUACUUCGGUGUUCACUCCGAUGAAUAA
Molecule: messenger RNA, 1068 nt
Organism: Naumovozyma castellii
Lineage: Eukaryota; Fungi; Ascomycota; Saccharomycetes; Saccharomycetales; Saccharomycetaceae
Gene: SCW4
Product: putative family 17 glucosidase
Exons: 1
Coding region: 1-1068 (355 amino acids)
Source: RefSeq, a predicted model, not a curated record